GUGGAAUGCAAGGCUAUAUUCAGUGCUCAGUCCGUAUCUGCAGAUUCCUAUGUCACACUAGAUAUUUAUCUCAGGUAAUUUGAUUCACUUAGACUACUACUGUAUAGUUGUAAUUCAGAAAAUUGUCUAUAUUAUUUACACUUAUUUAUGCAAGGUAACAUCUCAAUCAUAUUGAUUAUAGAGAUGUCUGACUUUCUUUAUUUCUUUCAAAAACAGAACGACCUGUCCAUUUCCGAUACGUUUCAACAGUCUGUCUGUAUUAUUCAACAAUCCGAAUUACAACUCCUUGUGUGUCGUGAACGGUGCAAACAAUUCUGACGUCUCUGAAGAGGGCGACCUGUAUCUGGAACCGAAGAAGAUAAAAAAGAUCACAUUCACUUUCACUCCAUUUCCUGAAGAUGUCGGCAAGCAUAUUGAGGUUUUUAUCAACUCUGCUUUUUAUUCCAAGUAUUUUAUUGAUGUUGGAUGUUUCCUAUCAGUUCUAAACUGUUCUCCAUAGGGGUCCAGGAGGAAACCUAAACUAAACUAACUGUAUUAAUACUGGAUAGCUCUAUCCGUUCUUAGCUUUUCUCCCUAGAGGUCCAGUAAGAGUCAUCUUUUAUUAAUCUAGUGUUACUACAGGAGGGAAUCCAAGCUAAACUAACUCUGUACUGGGUAGCUUUAUCUGUUCUAAACUGUUCUCCCUAAAGCUGGAGUAAGGAACAUCUCUUAUUGAUCCAGUGUUAUAAACCUAAACUAAACUAACUUUAUUUAUAGGAUAGCUCUAUCAGUUCUAAACUGUUCUCCCUAGAGAUCCAGUAAGGAUCAUCUCUUAUUACUCCAGUUUUAAUUACUAUACAGGAGGAUAUCCAAACUAAACUAACUCUGCACUGGAUAGCUCUAACAGUUUUAUACUGUUCUCCCUAGAGGUCCAGUAAGGAUCAUCUCUUAUUGAUCCAGUGUUACUGCAGGAGGAAGCUGGAGUAUACUUGGAGAUAAAGUGCAGUGCUUGUUUUCAUGCGUGGUGCAGGAUUCGAACUUCGUCAUGUACAGAGAUGGAAGGUACAUAUUGGGUACACUUACUACUGUGAUACCAAUAUAGUCCCCGAUAAAUUUUAGUGAAAAGAGAGAAGAAACUUGCUGCCCGGUUCACACUUGCAAUUCUGUCGGCGAUUUUCUUCUCCUGGCAAAUGUGAUUGAAUGAAUGAUAUGCAAAAAACUUAGAAUUGUUUACGUUUGAAAAGCGACUCUAUACUUUUGUGUGAGAGUUCACUCAUUUGCAUCCUUCAGAAAUACAAAGUGUGAACUGGGCUUUAAAGAUGAUGGUUAAUGAGAGUUUCAACUUUCAUCGACUCUCGUCAACUUUAAAGCAGGUUCAAAUCUUGAUAAGAGUUGAUGAGAGUUUAUGCUACGCGCGCGCGGUCACAUCCAGUCAACUCUCAUUCAACAAUUCUUCGUUUGACCGAUACCUUUGAAUAACAAUACCGGAUAGAUUGUCAAUAGCUAUUCAGUUAGUAACGCGUCUUCGGAAAGCGUUUACUGUCUUCAUUCCUUCUCGACGCAGAAUUGAGUUUCUCCAGAAAAAUAUGACACAGUUGAAUGUCGAGUUCAAAGAUACAAACGUGCCUGACCACAGACUAAAUAACAAAAAUUGUCUCUCAGACAACGGCGAUGCUAAACGUAGAGCUGCAUAUAUAGUGUACGGGCAGAAACAACAGAAAAAACAGCCAACUGCCAAAGAACACGUAGAAAUAUGUUUGAGAUUUAAGAUUCGUGUUUUCCUGUUUUCAUCCAUCACUGUAGUUGGAGUAACACUUUCGUCCGCGCGUUUUGACUUCGCGAUUAUAAAAAUUUUGUAAUUUGAAUAAAUGAACAAGAAUAGGAGGGAUAAUGCAGUUCCAGUUCCAAAAAUAUCGAUAAUUAUUUCCCAAUUAAAGUAUGCCAAUGGCGAUAUACCGAAUAUAACCGUCCAAAAUGCCUGAAAACAUAGAAGCCUUGUUUUUGUGACUGAUGCUUGAUGGAAAAAUGGACGGGUCAGGGCUAGGAAUCGUUCAACAUUCAGCGUAAAAAGCGCAAAUAACGAGGAACCACAAACAGCAAAACAUAUGGAUUCCCUUGUGUAGUCGCGUGUUUCAUUAAUUUCUCCUUGGGAAAAAUAAAUUGUAGAUACGAUGUAGAGUGGAUGAGUGAUGCCGACUACAGCCAGAUCAAAACAAGAUAAUACAAGAAUCAUAAAGUAGCAUAGUUUCUUUCGAAGUUGUGACGACCUCCUUAGACUGAUUAUGACGACAGAAUUUAGGAAUAUUCCUGCAACCAUAAAGAUUAUAUUUAUAAUGCACAGAAAUACGACGCUAAAAAUAUCACUUUCUUGCAUAUUAAAGUCUUAAUUGUCAUGCAUGGAUGCACAUUACUGUCCGUUUCUUCUUAUAAUUAUAUAUUCGUCUGCCGUUUAUAUACAUCCGACUUAAACUGAAUAUUUUACAUGUUGUCAUAUAUACACAUGUUCGAAGCAAAACAAUGACAUAUUUUGUCGUUUUGAAGGACUUUAGUGUAAUGCAAAUUUUAUUUUACAUGUUGUCAUAUAUACACAUGUUCGAAGCAAAAUAAUGGCAUAUUUUGUCGUUUUGAAGGACUUUAGUGUAAUGCAAAUUUUGAGCGAAAAUUAUAUACAUAUUUUACACCUGAUUGGAAGUAGCUGCGACCUCGGUGUUUCAACCACCCCACCUUUUCCUUUUCGCGGGUGUAAAUAGCCGUGCGGAAUUAGUAUACUCUUGGCGUGGACUUCGCCCUAUGUGUCCCGCGCGUGGUUCGGGGAUUAACACGAAAAUUUGUGGGAUUAAUGGGCACAGGCCAAGGGCAAAUUAAUUAAAAAAAUUUUCGAUUUGGAUGAGAAAUUAACAAAAUUCUUGUCUUGGUUUCCCGGGCAGAAUGAACUGAAAUACAUAUUUAGCCCAUCUGUCCAUUGUAUAAUUUAUGCAUAAUAUCUUGACUUAAUUAACUGGCGGAGGUAUAUGCAGUCUCUGAGUGGUCCCUAGUUAAUACUUAAUCCUUAAAGCAUAAAUUUAAUAUAGACUUUGACAUUGAAUCUUAAACAUAAUCAUUCACCUAACCCUAAUCAAUUUCAAAAAUUUUAAUCUAAAAUAUUUACACCCUCUAAAUUAUGUGGCGAGUAUCAAGCAUGUUUAGUAUUUUUGCACAAGUGAACAAUCUUACAAGUUGAUAGGUCAAAUUUGACGUAUCAAGCUGUUAUAUUCACCUACAGGUGAAUAUAACGAAACCGAAAUUUUCAAAAUGGCGGCUAGCCGUUUUGUGGAAGUUACUGAUAAAGAAAUAAGCGAGUUAAAAUAAAUUCAGUACCAAAAAAAACACAAAAGACUUGUGUAAAAGUACUAAAACAAUUAUUCGCCUCAGGCUCGGUGAUUAUCGGGGAAUAUUCACCUCGAAUUCGUCUCGGCGAAUAUUCCCCGAUAAUAACCGCCUUCGGCGAAUAAUUGUUAAAUAUUCUAGUGAUAUUAACAUAUUUUUAUUGCCAAAUUUGUCGGGCACAUUCCAGUAUAAUACGACAACUGUUUAUAUGAUGUUUGUGAUGUUACUCUGAGUGUACACGCGUCUGGUGUGGAUGUACACUCAGAGUAACAUCACAAACAUCAUAUUCACCUGAGUACACAACACCAACACAGAAAAAAACCAGAAAACUGUUCAUAUAUAGUUAAAUAUAAUUAUCAUUUUAAAGUUUCUUGCCAAGUGUAAUGGCGAAGAGAAUGCCUCGAAUAACAUAAUGAUCUGAAUCAUAUUUUUGGAGCUCGUCCGGUGUGGAUAUACACUUAGAGUAACAUCACAAACAUCAUCACCUGCAUGAGUACACAACACCAACACAGAAAAAAAAACAAAAAAACUGUUUAUAUAUAGUUAAAUAUAAUUAUCAUUUUAAAGUUUCUUGCCAAGUGUAAUGGCGAAGAGAAUGCCUCGAAUAACAUAAUAUUCUGAAUCACUAUCAUACUUAAAUACUCUAUUGUUUCCCACCGAGGAUCUACCUGCACAAUAAAUCUCGUCGUGUAUUUUUGUUCGAUCAUCUAACAGUUUUAAAUUGUUCUCCCCAGAGGUCCAGUAAGGAUCAUCUCUUAUUGACCCAGUGUUACUGCAGGAGGAAGCCGGAGUAUACUUGGAGAUAACGUGCAGUGUUUGUUUUCAUGCGUGGUGCAGGAUUCGAACUUCGUCAUGUACAGAGAUGGAAGGCACAUAUUGGGUACACUUACUACUGUGAUACCAAUAUAGUCCCCCAUAAAUUUUACUGAAAAGAGAGAAGAAAACUUGCUGCCUGGUUCACACUAGCAAUUCUGUCGGCGAUUUUUCUCCUCCUGGCAAAUGUGAUCGAAUGAAUGAUAUGCAAAAGACUUAGAAUUGUUUACUUCUGAAAAGCGACUCUAUAUUUUUGUGUGAGAGUUCACUCAUUUGCAUCCUUCAGAAAUACAAAGUGUGAACCGGGCUUUAAGCCUCGAUCAAACAAAGAUGGUGGUUAAUGAGAGUUUCAACUUUCAUCGACUCUCGUCAACUUUAAGCUGGUUCAAAUCUUGCUAAGAGUUGAUGAGAGUUUAUGCUACGCGCGCGCGGUCACAUCCAGUCAACUCGCAUGCAACUCUCGUUCUGCGUUUGACCGAUAUACCUUUGAAUAACAAUGCCCGGAUAAAUUGUCAAUAGCUAUUCAGUUAGUAACGCGUCGUCGGAAAGUGUUUACUAUCUUCAUUCCUUCUCGACGCAGAAUUGAGUUUCUCCAGAAAAAUAUGACACAGUUGAAUGUCGAGUUCAAGGAUACAAACGUGCUUGACCACAGACUAAAUAACAAAAAAUGCCCUUCAGACAACAACGUUCUUGAUGCUAAACCUAAAGCUGCGUAUAUAAUGUACGGGCAGAAACAACAGAAAAAACAGCCAACUGCCAAAGAACACGUAGAAAUAUGUUUGAGAUUCAAGAUUCGUGUUUUCCUAUUUUCAUCCGUCGCUGUAGUUGGAGCAACCCUUUCGUCCUCGCGUUUUGACUUCGCGAUUAUAAAAAUUUUGUAAUUUGAAUAAAUGAACAAGAAUAGGAGGGAUGAUGCAGUUACAGUUCCAAAAAUAUCGAAAAUUAUUUUCAAAUUAAAAUAUAGCAAUGGCGAUAUACCGACUGUUAUAACCGUCCAAAAUGCCUGAAAACAUAGAAGCCUUGUUUUUGUGACUGACGCUUGAUGGAAAAAUGGACGUGUUAGGGCUAGGAAUCGUUCAACAUUCAGCGUAAAAAGCGCAAACAUCGAGGAACCACAAACAACAAAAAAUAUCGAUUUCCCUAUGUACUUGUUUCUUUCAUCAAUGUCUCCUUGGGAAAAAUAAAUUGUAGAUACGAUCAAGAGUGGAUGAGUGAUGGUGACUACAGCCAGAUCAAAACAAGAUAAUACAAGAAUCAUAAAGUAGCAUAACUGCUUUCGAAGUUGUGACGACCUCCAUAGACUGAUUAUAACUGUGGUUAUAAUCAGUCUAUGGAGGUCGUCACAACUUCGAAAGGAAUAUUCCUGCAACCAUAAAGAUUAUAUUUAUAACGCACAAAAAUACGACGCUAAUAGUAUCACUUUUUUGCAUAUUAAAGUCUUAAUUGUCAUGCAUGGAUGCACAUUACUGUCCGUUUCUUAUAAUUAUAUAUUCGUCUGCCUUUUUGUAUACAUCCGACUGAAUAUUUUAAUUAAACUGAAUAUCUUAAUUUAGGAGGCACUUGUGUAUCUCCUGUUGUCGUAUAUAUACACAGUCAUGUUUAAAUUAAAAUAAUGACAUAUUUUGUCGUUUUGAAGGACUUUAGUAAGUGGAGGGCGCCUUUGGAUGGUUCUUGUUGAUGCAAAUUUUGAGCGAAAAUUAUUUUCAUAUUUCCAACCACCCCACCUUUUCCUUUUCCCAGGUGUAAAUAGCCGUGCGGAAUAAGUAUAUCUUGGCGCGGACUUCGCCCUAUAUGAGCCCCGCGCGUGGUUCGGGGAUUAACACGAAAAUUUGUGGGACUACUGAUGGGCAUUUGGAUGAAAAUUGGAUGAAAAAUUAACAAAAUUGUUGUCUUGCUUUUCCGAGCAGAAUGAAAUGAAAUGCGUAUUUAGCCCAUCUGUCCAUUGUAUAAUUUAUGCAUAAUAUCUUGACUUAAUUAACUGGCGGAGGUAUAUGCAGUCUCUGAGUGCUCCACAGUGCUCUCUCCCAGUACCCCAAAAAUGGUGGCGUGAGAAAGGCUAAUUGAGUUAGUACUUUUUGGCUCAUAACAAUCUCUUGCGCUUAUUUAUAGGACGCAGCAACGGUUUAGAAACUGCAGCUCUUCCUUUGAGCCCACUUGCAGCCAAUCUCCUUAGUGUUGUUUUGCUGAUCGUUUUCUUUCGGAUGGCGUUUAUUUACGAUUGAUUUAUAUACAUCCGACUUAAACUGAAUAUUUUUUUAAUUUAGGAGACACUUGUGUAUCUCCUGCAUUUUGCCAAACUUAAAAUUUUGGGACUGGACUCAUUCUUUUGGCACCUACUAGCUGUAGCUUAAAAAAGUACUUCUACACACUGUUAAACAAAAUUUUUGUUUUGCGACACCGAAGCUUCGUUUAGUACAAAACUUUGUUUUUGUUUUACGAAACGGGAAGCCAUUUUGUUUUUGUCCGGAUGGGUAUCAAGUGCAAGGAUAUCCAAGGCUGAGGAACCAAUCAAAUUGCGUGAAAAGCACUAUGCACCUCCCGAGUAUUUGCUAAUAAUGUAUAUUUUUCAUUUACUAUGUACUGUAGGUCACACAAGUGGUACUGGAACAAGGCUCGAGGCAGGUGUGUUGUGCUGUCCUGGUGUGGAGUGGUGGAGGUGGCAGUAUCGCUAAUAAUGCUGACUCGACACUUCUUAACCUCAGUAGCCACAAUGAGGAGAUUGCGAACAAUGACGCAGGGGAAUGGAACCGACUACGUAUUUUGUCGAAGUUGAGGUAGGAAGUUGGUGUGGAUUAUAGUGGUCGGUGGUCGGCUAUAUUUGCUUAUUAAAAACAACAAAUUGUCAUGAGCUGGCCUAUAAAUUGGCCUUGACUUGGUUUGGACCAUGCUAAGGCUCGCAAUAAUAAAUACCGUUUUACACCCGUUUUCAAAAUAAUUCAGCGACCAGGCCGAAUAACGUUUAUGUAAUGACUUUUACAGUGCUUAUUCAAAUCAUUUCAGUGUCAUUCCACGCGAGCCGAUGGUGGAAAUCGCUUUCGAGCAUGACCAACCUUCAUUGAUAGACGAGAUCUAUCCACUGAAAUUACGAUUAACAAACCAUGAAGAAACAACAGUUUCAAACGUCAAGUAAGAUUACACUUCAAUCCACAUUUUCUAGUCCCUGAGGCUGACAGAGGGUUGCCGCGGCUUGGAUUCUUCUUAAGGUGACUCGAUAUAUGCAGUAUAUUAAUCUAUUUUAAAGAUCGAAUCGCUUAAACAAAACGUUAUGCCAUACGAACAAACCCACGUGACCAUUCGUGUCUCCGGAAUAUUAAGAAAAGGCCUUACAUAAAAGAAAAAAAGAAAAGGCCUUUCAUGUAUGACCUGACGUACAUGUUUUAUAACGCAUUACACGUCAAUUUCUGAUGUCAUUAGAAAUGCCAAUUUUUGAAAAACAGUGCGCUAUAUAUCUCAUUAUUUCGUGCGGUGACCUAUGCUGAAGUUUUGCACACUGUAUUGUAUUGCAAAAGACUUUCAAUAUACAAAAAAAUACAACAAUUCUGUAACGCCAAAAUUUUUUAUCAAAGAAAACGACAUUUUUGCGGGGGGUUUUAAUUUAAAAACUGGCAUUAUAGAGUUUUUUAUUUUGCUUAUUGUUUGUCAAAGUUGUAGGUAAAAUAUGGGGUCAUCGUGCUUUUCUAACUAUACAAAGCAAUAGGCUAUUUUAGAGUGAAUUUCGUACACGUGUGUUGCCAUAGUAACGAACUAUGUGUUACCAAACUCGACAUAAAGUGAAAGACGAAAUUGAACAAAUAGAUAAGAUUUUGUCAUUUUGCUGUUGUCUGUUCAGUUAGAUACACAGUAUGACGUCAUCAUGUGGCAUAAUGUGACAUCAAAAAAUAUAUAAAAAUAGAAAAAUAAAAACUUACUUUUUAUCCACCCAAACAUUUGGAAAUUUGGAAAAAUCGAAAUUUUACAAUUAUCACGCGUAUUGGAUAAGGUUUUGUGUGACGUAAUUCCGUGCGUCUGUCCUCUAAUAUGUAGAUCAUGGCUUUCGACCAAUGAAAGCGCAUGAAUUCUUAACGUUAUUAUAGAAAUCAUAAUAGAUAAACAUCCUGUCAUCUGCUGCAUAAAACCUAAAAACUAUCAAACUAUUAUACACCUGAAGUUUCGAAAACUGUAUCGAGCCACCUUAAUCAUCCUCUUUGUCCCUUGUCAUGUUCGUUCAUAUUUAGAUCUGUGCAUCGUCCUCUGUUCCCUUAAUCUCCAGUUCCAUAUAAUGUCUUUGACUGCAGGCUUUUGUAGACUCCGACCAAGUUUUUCAUUUUUAACAUGCGUAUAAUGUACUUCUAUAUCUUCAAUAUUUUUGCGUUUUCUUUAUGUUCAAACUUUUUCAGGGUCGAAAUUGGAAUAAAUACUGAAACAAGUACAACAAGAUCCGAACUGGGUAACUUACUGUAUUAUAUUUUUUAGUUAUCGACAAAAUACUUAACAAAUAUCAAUAAGAAAGUUAUUUCGUAGACAUUUUUAAACCUUUUGUCUUGCUUUUAGUUUGGAUGAGCUUGGACAAGGCAAAUUUUGAAAGUGACGAAAAGCAUUCCCUGGCGUUUGAUGUUCCGGAAAUUUCUGAUAAGGUUGAUUGUAUUCCUAUCCUUGAACGUUUAUAUUUUUCCUUGAUUUUAUAUAUCAAUGAUGAUAGAUGAACUGAUCAUCAAAAAUUUGUAAUCCAAUGUCUUUUACAGUUUCUGCCAAACGCUCACAUUAAAGAUUGUUUCCUGGUUAAAUAACUUUGGAAAAGACAAAGGAAAUCACUACCUCGGUGGUUUUAUAUGUGAUAAAAAAUCAUGUUAAUUUACAUAAACUUUAGCUUUGAUUUUCUCGGCUUAGACAACGUUGAUUUUUAAAAUUUCUUCGCCAAUGAACUCAUAAGAUGAGUCAUUCAAAACACUCACAGUGCAUGCUUUUCAGAUACAAGACACUCUGAUAUAUCUGUCUCGUGUUUUAAAUAGUACUUUAUUUACUUGUACUAAACUCCUCGUGUUUUAAAUAGUACUUUAUUUACUUGUACUUCUUCUAGAUCGAGCGUGAGCUUUAUGUCAAGACAUCUCAGGCUGGUAAAACUGUUCUCGCUGCAAAGGUUAGCUGAGUUUUUUACAGAUUUAGAGUUACAAAGUUUGUAUAUGAAGAGGUAUUCUUAAAUAGAAUAUUUUAUUAGGUUGUUUACGAAGUGUCGGUCACCGUUGGCACAUCUGGUCAUGUCGUGAAGUGUGUAUGUUCCAAGGUAUUGUCAAUGCCGCAGAGAAUAGUGGAUUAUUUAGAGUAUAGUUCAGUAGAGUAUAGUUCAGAUUGAAGAACAUUGAAUUGAAUUUAUUAAUUGACAUUCCCUAAAAUGGGAUUUUCAAUGACAAUUUACAUGGAUUUUAAAAGAAAUUAUUAGUUAUCAACUAUAUAUAUUUACAACAAUCUUAUCAAAGUUAUUACGUGAACUAAAAUUAAAUUAUAUAUUAUGGUUUAUGAGUUAAAAAAGUUAAAAAGAAGGACAUCGCUUCUCAAUAAGAAUUGUCUUAAGUUUCGUCUUAAAAUUCUUCAAAUCACUAAUUGAUUUCAGCUCUGUAUCUAGAGCAUGUACUACUUCGGUAGAAUCUAGCCCUUAUUAACUCGCCAGCGAGUUCUGUGCAACAUCGGAUUACUUUAAGAUGAUCCACAUUGCACUAUCUUUGCAUGAUCUAACCAUGCUUAAUUCAACAGCGAAUUCGGUACAACAUCAGAUUAUUUUAAGGUAGCUCACAAUAAAAAAUGUGUACUACUGUACCUCUGCGUGAUCUAACCAUGUUUAACCCAGCACUGCAUGAGUUCUGUACAACAUCAGAUCACUUUCAGGUAGCUCACAUUCAAGAACAUGUACUACCUCUGCAUGAUGUAACCAUACUUAACUCAGCAGUGAGUUCUGUACAACAUCAGAUCACUUUCAGGUAGCUCACAUUCAAGAACAUGUACUACCUCUGCAUGAUGUAACCAUACUUAAUUCAGCAGUGAGAUCUGUGCAACAUCAGAUCACUUUCAGGUAGCUCACAUUCAAGAACAUGUACUACCUCUGCAUGAUGUAACCAUACUUAAUUUCUCGGUCUAUUUUUCAAGGUUGUGACAACAAGCCUAGAUAGCAUUCAACCAUUCAAAACUACAUGUUCGCUUGUCACUAAGGUAUGCCAGUGUCAGACAUUUAUAAUUGACGGAACCAAAAAUGUAAUUUUAUGUCAUUACAUUGUAAUUUUACGUGUUGAUGUAGUUAUUUCAAGAUCGAACAGCUCUUUCCAUGUAUACUAUAAACUAUUCCAGGGGCGGAUCUAGCCUCAUUUGCAAGUAGGGGUGCAGGUUUUCCAUGGGGUGGUGCAUGAGAGAGCCUUACUGCACACUCUCCCGUGCAGUCUGCAACGCUACUAUCCCAAAUUACCAUUAUUGGAGAUGGCCGAAUGUGCGUGUUCGCCGUUUUACAUUAUCUUUUGUUUACAAAGUUCAUAUCGGCUUUUUAUCACGUAUGCAUGACUGGACCAAGAUAUUUAACCAAAGCAUUCUGAGUAUUUUCUUGUGAGCUCACAAAUCAAUUAAAUCGUUUCAAGAAAUCGACACACGCUAACAGUAGAAAUUCUGCUAAUCGUUAUUUGAAAAGCAGAAAAUGUAUAGUCAAGCAAAUUUUUAGGGGGAGGGGCGCAUGGUGCAGGACUUCUCUAGAAGUGCUAGACACCACUAGAUCUGGUGCGCAACCCCUGUACCUCCACGGUAGAUCUGACCCUGGACUGUCUUUCUAUUCAGGAAUUUUUCAGGCUGGAUAAAAUCCAUGAAGGAGAACUAUUUAUGUUGUUGGUCAACAUCAAGUGUUCCUCACCUUGGCCAUUGACUGUCAUCUCCAGUAAACUACAGUUGGUAAGUUGCUUCUUGUUUCCUUAAGCCCGUUUUCCACUCACGUAUUUCGCCGCCGCUGGCGAAAAAUUUCACCCCCGAAAAAGUUCAUUUGUUGUUCUUUCGCGCCGUCGACGAAAGGUCAAACAGAAGUUGAAAAUUUUAAGCAACUGUAGCAAGAGAACAAAUUUCUUCAGCAGUGAAUGAAUGUAAAAAAAUGAUUUCUUUGUCAAAAUUUUUUGCCAGCGGCGGCGAAAUAUGUGAGUGGAAAACGGGCUUUAGUUUGACAAUUACGAAGUAAGUUUUAUCGUCUAAAACGUUCCCUCUGUAUUGGUGUAUUUGUUUAUUUAUUUUAUUUUAUUUUAUUUUAGUCAGAUGAAAUUCAAUUUGAAGACGAUGAAAGUGAAUCGCAGUUAUCUGGAGGUACAGUAUUGUACAGAUAUAAUGAUUUCCUCUUGUUACCUUCAGAGAUAGAUGUACAGUCUAUCGGGCGCUGGUCAUAAGCAUUGGCCGAGGCAAGGGGCAUUCUCACUGAGGAAAAUACGACAAUAUUUUACAUAAACAGCCCUGGCAUAGCCGCUGGUAGGAGGAUGUUAGAUUGUAAGUUUGUCAGAAGAUGUCUGAACAGUACGAUUGCCAGAAUUGUUUCCUAAGUCCCAAAAAUAUCUAAUGGACGCUACACCUUAGUACUGCCAUUAAAACCAUCCUUCCAAAAUUUCUUUUACAGUUUCUUUAGAGAAUGAUGAAUCUGCAUCGGAUUGUUUUUGUCUCGUCAGUAAAACGUCUGAUAGUGUAUCUCGAUCUGUUCAUCUUGGUCAGCUUCACAUUGAAUGGAGGAGGUACGUAGAUAAUAGGGCCAUUUAUACGGGACAAAAUAAGACGCGACUUACAUAAGACGCGACUUAAAUAAGACGCGAGUUUGUCGUAUAAAAGGUACAAAAUUUUUAUGUAAGACGCGUCUUGGAUAAGACGCGUCUUACAUAAGAACAGGACUUUUAGCUGUUCUUAUUUAAGUCGCGUCUUAAAUAAGAAAUCUUAGACAAAAAUUCUAACUACACAUGCCCGAAACUUGAAACAACGUAAAAUUAUUAGCCUUGCUUAUUCGAACAAAAACAACCGAAACAACAUUAUAGCUAUAGCAAGUAAAUAAGAAUAAAUCCGUAGAGAACCAUUUAUGCGAUAACUCAGCUUAUAUAAGACGCGUCUUAUGUAAGACGCGACUUAUUUUGUCCCGUAUAAAUGGCCCUAAUGUCAUCUACAGAUUUUUGCUUAAUAAAGGAUUUUUUUACUGUUAAUUCGUGGGUUUUAGCAGCUGGUGGUCAAUCUCCAGUCGUUAGAAUCCCAUUAUGUGUGAUAGUCCUCCUAUGUUGCUCCUAUAAGUGUCAUAAUUUCUCAAGGGUCACACCAUCUAAUACCCUGGACUUACUGAUCCCAUCAUUAUUAUUGUGGCAAAAUAAUAUAAAUGUUAGUUUUAUUCAAACACGUUUUAGAGUUGAGCAAAGUUCUGAGUUACCAUCAGUCGUGACAGAUGUGGAUCUACCUUCAACAACCAUCGAGAAAGUACCCCUAUCUAUCCAUACAGGUAUAUGAUUAUUAAUUGAUUUAUUAAUUAGUUAAUAAUUAAAUUAAUUAUUAAUAAAUUAAUUAAUUAAUAAAUACACUGAUAAUUAAUUUAUUUGUUACCAUGCAAUUACUCACAAGGUUGGGAUGUUAGUGACACAAUCUAACAUUUAUGUGUGUCUCACUUCUUUUACCAAGGCUUUAAUUCUGCAGUAUGUAGUUGUCUGCAGGGCUGGAAAAAGUAUUGGACCCAGAAAUUCUUUUUGAGUUCCCAGAAAAUAUUUCCCCAAGAAAGAAAAAAACAUAAUUGUAAAAAUUUAAUAGAUAAAAGACCUAAUAGAAAGAAUGUUAUGGGUAUGGCUUCAGACCAAAAUGCAAUAAUUAUUAUAAGUGCAUCCAUCAUAAUAGUGUGAUAUUGUGUAAAUGUAUAGAUUGUAGAAUAAUGUAACAAGUGUUGUAUGGCAAAUACAUUUUUAGCCAAUCUGAGACGCCAGGUUUUCAAAAUUUUCUGAUUGAGCAUGGAUCCCCCUGGUAGCUAGUGGCCGGGUUUUUGAUGCAUGUUAUCUAAAUUAGUUUUAUGUUAUAUUCCUGAAAGUAUUAUAAAGAUUCUCAGGGCACUGAAAUUAUUUUUUUCCUGUUAAAAUAUAGCAUGACAUUCAGUUUGGCAAGAUCACACAGUUACAGUGUCUGAGUGUCAAUUUACUUAAUUGUUUGCAGAAAAUUUCCAAUGUUCUCUUGCGGUCCCAGACACUAAAAUAUUUUUCCUCCCCUGUUUGUAUGAUUGUACAUUUGCCCGACAUCUAAGAAGAAUGCUUUCCCCCCCUGGAAUCUCUUUAACCCCUCUUAUAAAGUGUUCAACCCCACCAAAAUUUCGCUUCGUCCCUCCUAUUUUGUGUGAAAGUCUUUAACCCUAACGCCUAACCCCUGCCGAAGCUCACUCAGUGGUGCCGCUUGCACCCCACUUGAGUUUUUACCACCGCUCCUUUAAAAAAAUGAAAAUCCUCCCUUGCUUUUAGGAAGGCGAAUUUGGAACUGGUAGAGCUAUCUAUCCAGUAUAAAUAAGUUUAAUUUAGGUUUCCUCGUGUAGUAAUAUACUGGGCCAAUAAGAGGCGGGUCUUCAGGGGAGCUGAACGUUAAAUAAGAACGUUAAAUAAGAACUUCAAGGGAGCUGAGCGUUAACUUAAAUAUCUAAAGUCUAGAGUUAUAGGUCUGGUUUAUUUUGUAACACAGCAGGACUAGUAAGGGCUUUCCCUUACUGAAUCUUCAGGGGAAGUUGGGAAACGCACUUUAGAACCGAUAGAGCUUUAAUAAAUGCAUUUGUUGAUUUUUCUAGAACUACCGUCUUACGGGACAGUCCGUACUGCGUUGCCCUUGUCUUAUACUUUGUUCAACAAGACGGCGACUGUGCAAGAAAUUGAGGCAAAAAUUGAGCAGAGUGAACACUUCAUGUUUACAGGAAGUAAAGAGGUUAGCUGCUUUAAUAAUGAUUUACGUACUUUGAUACAGUAUACUUUUAGCGACCCUCUGGUUGGGACAUGCGCCUUUUAUCUCUGCAACCUGCCCUGUAUUUUGAAUUGUGAAACUCAUUUAUAAUUCAUGAAGAAAACGCAAAAGAAAUCGUGAGCGUGAAGGAGUUUGUACAUCUGAUACAGAAUCAUGCUGAUUUACAUAGACGUUAAGUUCAAUUUUCUCACCAAAUAUCAUUCAUUUACUGAUCUGUAUGGGCAUUUAAGUACUCUAGUACUUAAAUCAGAUUAGGCUCUUUAGAGGCGUUGUACACUGUAGUUAUUUAAUACAUUAAUAAACUCUAGUUUGUUCACACUACAACAGCUGUAGCCAACCAUCUCGCUUCGUACAUUUCUGGCAGUUCUUGCCAUGUGUUAGUAUGAAAGCUAAAAUAUUCCACUGACUUCAGAUCUUCCAACAUAUCGUCCAUGCCUCCUAUUACUACAAUUGCAUUCUCAAUAACAACUGCCUUACAACCCCGUCUCUUGUGUAACAUGGGAGGCAAAUAAUAACUGUUGCCGGAUUCAAUGUCAUACAUCAUUACUGUAUCCAGUUCUGUAUUAAAACGGUCAAGUCCACCAAUAACCGCGACGUUGUCACCCCACUUGACUGUUGCCAUUUCAGUUACUGUAUCGGGAAGCGGUUCCAAUUGUUUGCACCGUUUCGUUUUGAUAUCAAACAACAAAACACUAUCAAGAUUGUCACGAGGGUAGCCGGUUUCAGUCCCCCCUAGGAUUACUAUACUAUCAUCGACUAAUACUGUCCCGGGAGAUAUUGCUACUUUGGGCAUCUUGGACACCAGUUUAACAGUGUAAGGUGGUUUAAGUUGGACUUCGUGAAUACAGUCAGAGUAUACGCCCUGGUCUUGAUUCACACCUCCUAUAAGAAACAAGCUAUCCUUGUACAAAACAGAGCCUUGGCCAGUCAUUUCUGGUAGUGGAAGCAUUUGGCUGGAAAAUUCACUCCAGCGUGUUGCAAGAUCGGGGAAAGGGUCGACAGUUAACUCCAUAACGGGACUAGACUCGAAACCCCCUGCUAUAAUGGAGUGGUUGUACACAUGUGCCCAUGCGUCAAAACACGAGUCGUUUACGGGUCGUAAUAAAGACCACGAUUUUUGACGCCAGUCGAACACUUCAACUGUGGUGCCUCGAUUUCCACCAAAAACAAUGAUAUUCUGAUUUUUCUCAACUUUCCUCUUUUUUUCUCUGAUAUAACUCGCUAGUUUCUCUUGCUUUCUUUCGAUGCCUUCUAUUCUAUCGAGUACUUCCUCCUUCCAGUCAUCUAAUCCAUCCUUAACGUCUGUCACUGUUCGUUUUAAACCCCGCAUUUUAUGAUCUAACGCUUCGUAAUUUUCACCCAGUUUUUCCACAUUUUUGUUCAAGUCAAUCAUGAUCUUGAGCAUUUCCUUACAGUUGUCACAUUUCGAAUUUCUUGAUUCAUACACUUCGCUUUCGUUGUGGUGUUUACGACGUCUUUUGUUGCCUCUUGCGUUGCCGUGUUGAUGUGAGGUCAUAUUUGCUUGCUGUUUCCCUUCCGUAAUUUAAAAUUAAGUUACACUUCGGCCAGUUGGUCGUAUAGAAACUUCGUCAUAUAAACUGCCAUAUAAAUAUCAAAUAGUCAAAGUUCGUUUAUGUAAAGAAUUAGUUGAAAAAUUCAAGUAAAUGAUCGGUUUUAAGCACUUCCGCAUAAGUCGCUUUAGUUUGCUUGCCACGUAUUGCUUUGUAAUAAAAUAUUAAAUAUCAGUGUAAAGGUCAUGACUCGACAUCGGUCUUGCAUAAACAAUCAACUAUAUAUGCAAAUUAAGGGGCUGAUUAUACAUGGCAGGUUUCAGCCCGGGCCAAGUUUAAAUUUCAGUUCAAACCUGGGAGAUUUCCUAGGAAAUUUGGCCCCAUUUUUUUUUUUGGGGGGGGGGCAAAUUUCCCGUGACACUGGGGUGAAACGAUCAAGUCUCAAAAUGGAGGUAUUCCGCUUCUUCGAAGAAUUUAAAAUGCUGUUCACGUCUAUUAUUUGACUUCUACGAGACUGUGGUUGCAUGUAAAAAUAGAGGUGAAAUUUCCCGUCGAUUAAAUGACGAUUUUCAGCCCAGUCCACCGGGCUGAAACUCAUCCCGGGCUGAAAUUUCUGUCAUGUAAUCGCUUUCUGUGUUUCAAUAGGAUUUUAUCCUUGCGCCGGGCUGAAAUGUCAGCCCGGGAAACAGGGCUGAAAACUCUCGCUGUACAUACGUAAAAACGCUCAAGUUGUAACAAACCUGCAGCAGACUUGUAGCAAUGCUGUUCCAACAACUUGUCAACUGGAUAUGUUCGCACUGCUUGUUUCGAGUUUGUUGACAAGUUUUCAACGGCUUGUUGUUGAACUCAACAGACUUGCUACAAGUUGUUCCAACAACUUGUUAUCGUCCUGCAAUUCAACAAGUUGUGAAUGACAACCUUGUAGUAACUUGAUAAAAUGGCAACAUUGUUACAACUUGUUGACAAGCAAUACUUGCCUGUUGCGAACACAUCUUGUUGAGAAGUUGUGAGAUUUUUGCGUGUGUAACUUAGGGAAGUCUACUUUCAUGGUUGAAAAACCUUAUUACAACUUAGAUCAUCUUUCAGAGAUUUUUGGGAAAUGAUGGUGGGGCGAUCUCAGACUACUUCAUAUUACAGAAAUCAAACCACGAUCACAGAGUUGAACAGCACAUGUACUAAAUACUGUGUCGCCAAUUUUGUUUCAGAUUCAUUUCAGUAUUCUCCCGUCAGCUCGUCAUACAUUAAACUACAAACUGUUCCCACUAUCACCUGGUUACGUCACGUUGCCAAGGUUACAUCUAAGUGUACCUCGCUACCAAGGCGAUAUUGACAUGGUGGUCAGAAAUAUGAUACCUUCGCAUGUAUUUAUAAAGGUAUGGUGGAUUACAUAUAACAAAGCAUGGACCUCUAGAGAGAACAGUUCAGAACUGAUACAGAUAUCCAGACAGUAUAAGUUAGUUUAGAUUAGGUUUCCUCAUACUAACCGGGACGGUUUCAUUUCGGUCAGAGUGUUAUUUAUAAUGGGCUAUUCCAUUUAAUAUUCGUACCCCCCCUGUCGAGGAUCCCUGGAAUUCUUUAUGGGUAAAGGGUUUUGGCCUUGGAAUUCUUUAGGGGUAAAGGGUUUUGAGUUUGGAAUUCGUUAAGGAUGAAGGGUUUUGAGCUUGGAAUUAUUCAAGGGUAAAGGGUUUUGAGCUUGGAAUUCUUCAAGGGUAAAGGGUUUUGAGCUUGGAAUUCUUUAAGGGUAAGAGGUUUUGAGCUUGGAAUUCUUCAAGGGUAAAGGGUUUUGAGCUUGGAACUCUUCAAGGGUAAGUUUAGGGUUUUGAGCUUGUAAUUCUUCAGAGGUAAAGAGCUUUGUGAUUGGAAAUGUUUCAGAGCUUGGAAUUCUUCUGGGGCAAAGGAUUUUGAGCUUGGAAUUCGUCAUGGGAGAAGGGUUUUGAGCGUGGAAUUCUUCAGGGGUAAACAGUUUUGAGCUUGGAAUUUUGGAAUUCUUCAGCGGUAAAAGGUUUUGCGCUUGGAAUUCUUCAAAGGUAUAACUAUGACAAACAUGUAUCCUCGACAGGUGGGGUACGGGUAUUAAAUGGAAUAGCCCAAUAGAUGUUUACAUGAGACUGGGACAAAAAAUUGAUCAAACCGGUCUGAAGUGAAAUUUGAAAACAAAAAUUCGUGCAAGUAUUUAGGGAGACAAAAAGAAUUUCUGCAACUACAUGCAAUAUACAGAAAUAUAUAGGAAAAAAUCCUGCACAGCUUGUACAUCAUAAAACAUUCUUGCAAGAAAAAUUUACCCUUCCGGGAUAUUUUCUAAUUGGUCCACUAUUCUAGUAUUCUACCCCUGAUGUAACUAUAACAAUUUUUGUUGUUUUCGUAGCCUCCUGGAAAAGACAUCACCACCUAAACAUGCUGCCAUUAACAGAUCAAAGAAAUGAGUAAAAUGACAGUAAAUCCUUUGAAAUCAGUGGUAUUUAUCCAACUGCCCAAAUCCCUAACGUAUGUUUAUGUCUGAUGCCACUCAAUUCACUCACAAAUAUAGUUGAAAUGUUUGGUUACCUUUGUUCCAUUUUAUGCUUACAUUACCAGAACAGUGGUAACAUACUAAACAUAGGCAUGUGAGUUAUCCCAUGCACCCAAUUCACUCACAUACAGUACAUAACUUAAAUGCUUGGUUACCUUUACUAUAACUAGGCAUGCGAGUUAUCCCACCCAAUUCACUCACAUACAUAAUUUAAAUGCUUAUCAGAACAGUGGUACAAACUAGGCAUGUGAGUUAUCCCACCCAAUUCACUCACAUAUAUAAUUUAAAUGCUUGGUUACCUUUGUUCCAUUCUAUACUUACGUAUCAGAACAGUGGUAACUAGGCAUGUGAGUUAUCUGAAAAUAUGAAUUGGUUGCCUUUGUUCCAUUCUAUGCUAACAUUGUCAGAACAAUCAUGGUAACUUAGACAUGUGAGCUAUCCUACCCAAUUUACUCUAAAUAUACUUUAUUCAAACAGAGCUACCAAUAAUGGUACAUAUACAGGGUGUAUAAAAAAAAACUGAACAGAUUUGAAAUUGCUCUCAAUUUCGCAAAACACCUACUUGUAUCUGGGUUUUUAUAUAUAUAGCUUCUUUGGGUACUUCUAAUGUAAAAUAAUGAAAAAAAAUUCUCGAACUCAAAUUUUGUGAACCAGGGGGGUGUGUCUUUUCCAACAAAUUAAAAAUGGCUCGCGCACAAAAUUUAAAAGCUGUAAUCAUAUUUUUCAUUAAUCGGGUUUUUAAUUACUGUACAAAAUUUCAGACAAUUUGGUUUAGUUUAAGCCCUUUAACUAUUCAUUUUGUUCUAAAAAGUCAGCCUUUCGCAUGCUUAAUUAAUGCCUUUACCUAAUUUGCAUAUUGCUGACAUAUGCAAAUUAGGCAAAUGCAUUAAUUAAUUAAGCAUGCAAAUAGCUGAUUUUUCGGGAAAAUUGUAACUUUGCGUGAAUAGUUAAGGGGCUUAAACUAAACCAAAUUGUCUGAAAUUUUGUACAGUAAUUAAAAUCCCGACAUAUUUUCCAUCUGUUAACUCAAAAUAUGAUUGCAGCUUUUAAAUUUUGUGCGCGAGCCAUUUUUAGUUUGUUGGAAAAGACGCACCCCCCUGGUUCACAAAAUUUGAGUUCGAGAAAUUUUUUUCAUUAUUUUACAUUAUAAGUACCCAAAGAAGCUAUAUAAUAAAAAACCAGAUACAAAUAGCUGUUUUGCGAAAUUGAGAGCAAUUUUAAAUCUGUUCAGUUUUUUUUUAUACACCCUGUAGAAUAGAAAACAUUAAAUUUGCAGAGAGACUAGAUUAAAAAUUAGAAUUAUACUUCUAGUUAUACUAGAUCAAAACUUGUUUAGACACCGAAGCAAUACUUGGUUACCAAUGUCCCCACGGGGGGACUUAUUUGUUUGUUUGUUUAUACAAUGUAAAUGCUUGGUUGCCUUUGUUCCAUUCUAUGCGUACAUUAUCAGAAGAGUGGUAACUAGACAUGUGAGUUAUCUGAAACUGUGAAGUGGAUAGGAACGGGCAUAAACACGCGUUAGUUGAUUAUAGGUCAUUGGAACAUUGGAAUGUAAAAUAAACCUGCAUUUAAAAUGCAACUUCUUAACAACACAAGUGAAAAUUUAAAUUGAUAACCAUGGUUAUGACGUAUAGUAUAACCCAAGGUAUGAUGUAGAAUUAUGACGUAAAUGUAAUGGUCAUUCUAUGACAUAGAAUUAAACAUGCAGUCAACCAAUUAUGGUUUAUUAAUUCGGUACAUAAAAU
Paramuricea clavata is the source of this 19862-nucleotide messenger RNA. The record is from the annotation of a GenBank genome assembly. Lineage: Eukaryota; Metazoa; Cnidaria; Anthozoa; Malacalcyonacea; Plexauridae.